This is a messenger RNA of Pistacia vera, 1114 nucleotides long. Its product is annotated as ethylene-responsive transcription factor ERF107-like. The transcript has a single exon. Gene Ontology annotation, biological process: regulation of DNA-templated transcription; ethylene-activated signaling pathway. The coding region runs from base 47 to 730 and encodes 227 amino acids. Lineage: Eukaryota; Viridiplantae; Streptophyta; Magnoliopsida; Sapindales; Anacardiaceae. Gene Ontology annotation, molecular function: DNA-binding transcription factor activity; DNA binding. The record is from RefSeq and is a predicted model, not a curated record.
GUGAGGGAGUCCCCACUUUCAAAUUCAAAAGGGUCCCUCCCUGCAAAUGACGCCUUCAAUUUCCUCCUUUUAUAUCUUCCUUUACUGCCUUCCUUUUUUUUUUAUCAAAUGUAUGGCGACUCUUGAAGAUAUCUCUUCCCUGGAAUUCAUUCGUCAAUUUCUUCUUGGAGACUUUAUCUCCAUAGAGGAACCCAAUUUCAGUUUUUCUUGUACUUCUUUUCUUCAACCUGAAUAUCCAAUACCCAAAUCCGAACCUCAAUCUCCAACUGUUUCACUUUCACCAAUAAAGCCUGAAAUACUGGAGUUGGAGUCUUCAAAGCAACUGAAUUUGGAUUCAACUGAUUCAUACAGUCCAAAAAUGGCAGACACUGAAGAGAAGCAGCACUACAGGGGGGUCCGAAGAAGGCCAUGGGGGAAGUAUGCGGCGGAGAUCCGGGAUCCGGCUCGAAAGGGAGCCCGGGUAUGGUUAGGAACUUUUGAUACUGAUGUUGAUGCUGCAAAAGCUUAUGAUUGUGCUGCUUUCAAAAUGAGAGGUCGCAAAGCGAUCUUGAAUUUUCCAUUGCAGGCUGGAGUGGGUGGCCCACCGGCAACAACUAAUUGCAAGAAAAGGAAAAGAGAAAAGGAAAUGGAGUUGCAGGAUUCUCAAGUCAUAUCCAUGGAAAGAGAAGGAUUAGCUUGGAAGGCAGAGAAUCAGGAGAGGUCAUUCUCAAGAAUAAAACAAAGUAUAUAGUAAAAUAAACCCACCAACCAUAUCAAAAAUAAUUUUCGUUAGUAUUUGCAGAGUUGAAGUGUCAGUGAGUAUAUGUAUUUUUUUUUUAAAAUAUCACAAAAUACCUGGUUAUUUUUAAAAUGAACAUAUCCUUGCCCAUCUUACAUCAAACUAACGAAAUACUUGAGCAUAGGCAAAGGAUGAAAUUCCAAAGAAAGAAGGGAAAAAGUCCAGUAUUGAGUAGUGGUAUGACUUCUUUUGGUUUAUGUAAAAAGUGUGAGUGCUGUAUAAGAAGGUAACUUAUAAUUUGGCUGUAGAAGAUUGUACAGAGGUAGACUUGAAGUUGCAGUAAGAAUUAUGGCACAAUAAAUGUUGAAUCUAGACUUGUGAAUCGUGAUUGGUUGA